This is a messenger RNA of Toxorhynchites rutilus septentrionalis, 2053 nucleotides long. Its product is annotated as esterase B1-like. The coding region runs from base 283 to 1902 and encodes 539 amino acids. The transcript has 4 exons. The record is from RefSeq and is a predicted model, not a curated record. NCBI's taxonomy places the organism in Eukaryota, Metazoa, Arthropoda, Insecta, Diptera, Culicidae.
UGAAUCACAAAUAAAAAUAAUGUGAAACGAGCUGCGUUGGUGCAUGCUGUACACAUCUUCUGCGUAGAGAGAGUGAAUUUUGUUUAUCAGGAAUCCAAAUGAUUUCGGCAUAAUUUGCGGUGAUACGCGAAAUUUUUUCUAUGUUUAAAUUAACCGUAAACCGGCAUCAAACCAAAACAUUCAUCAAAAAAGGUCAGAAAUAAGAGUGCAGCGAGCCGAAAUAGACGUUCUUAGUUAGCUUAGUUUGAGAGAAGGAAUACAUCGGACCACACCCGGCUAACGAUGAGUAUAAGAAGUUUCAUCAUUGAUACCAAGUAUGGACCGGUGCGGGGUACGACGAAGCAGUCCUUGUUGGGACAGCAAUACAUCAGCUUCCAAGGGAUUCCCUACGCCCGGCCACCGAUCGGGAAACUCAGGUUCAAGGCUCCUAUUGCUCCAGAAAAGUGGACAGAAGAUUUGGACUGCAGUCAGCAAUGUCUUCCGUGCUAUCAAUUCGAUCGGCGUGCCAACGAAAUCGUUGGAAGCGAAGAUAGUCUCAGGAUUAACGUUUUUACCAAAACUAUCAACACGAGCAAUCUUCUUCCGGUGAUGGUUUUUAUUUACGGAGGCAGCUUCACAGAGGGAACAAGUGGAACAGAGUUAUUCGGACCGGAUUUUCUGCUACAGAAAGACAUUGUGCUAGUGUCCUUCAACUAUCGUGUUGGAGCGCUCGGAUUCCUUAGCUGUCAGUCCCCCGACGAUGAAGUCCCCGGGAACGCUGGAUUGAAGGACCAACACAUGGCUAUCAAAUGGGUUGUGGAAAACAUUGCAGCGUUUGGAGGUGAUCCACAGAAGAUUACACUCUGUGGUCACAGUGCCGGUGCUUGUUCCGUGCAGUAUCACAUCAUAUCCGAUGCCUCGAAGAAUCUGUUCCAGCGAGCCAUCAUCAUGUCCGGCAGUAGCUAUAGUGAUUGGGCUCUUUCCCCACAGCGCAAUUGGACGGAGAAAUUGGCAAAGGCCAUUGGGUGGGACGGAGAGGGGAAUGAAUCUGUCGCGCUGAAGUUUUUGCAGACUGCUAAACCUGAGGAUAUCGUGAGCCACCAGGAAAAGUUACUGGAACCUCAGGAUCGGCUGGAGGGGCUUUCCAUAGCGUUUGGACCAACCAUCGAACCGUACUACAACGAUAGUUGUAUUAUUCCAAAGUGUCCAUUAGAAAUGGCACGCGAUGCGUGGGGCAAUAAUAUUGACGUUAUGAUUGGUGGAACUUCUGAAGAAGGAUUGAUUAUAUUACAAAAAGUUAAACUUCAACCAGAAAUUAUUCAAAAUCCCAAACUAUUUCUAGACUCUGUUCCAGUAAAUUUGAAAAUAUCAACAGAACAAAGAGAAGAAUUCGCCAACAAAUUGAAACAACGGUACUAUCCUGAUAGUGAGCCGUCAUACGAGAAUAAUGCUGGAUAUGUUAAUAUGAUGUCAGAUAAAAUAUUCUGGCACGGCAUGAAUCGUACCAUCUUGGCACGUGCAAACGAGAAAUCUUCAGCUCGGACCUAUGUAUACCGCUUCGCGGUCGACUCGGAUUUCUUCAAUCAUUAUCGUAUUAAAUUUAUCGAUCCAAAGCUACGUGGUACGUCACAUUGCGAUGAGCUAUCAUAUCUUUUUUCCAACUUCACCGAAGAAGUACCCGGAGAGGAUACAUUCGAGUAUCGCGCCAUGCAAACUCUCGUCGAUGUGUUCACCUCGUUUGUCUUCAAAGGAGAUCCGAACUGUGAACACACAGCAGGUGUUUCCUGGGAACCAGUCACACAAACAAAGCCGACGUUUAAAUGCCUCAACAUAACCAACGAUGGUGUAGCCAUGGUUGAUUUCCCGGAUGCAGGAAGAAUGGACCUGUGGGAUUCCUUCUAUGUGAACGAUUCAUUAUACUGAUCUGGUGUUUCAAUAGUCUACGAUAAAUGUUUUUUUAUAUAUUCGAAUAAAUGUUAUUCAUUUUUGCAAUGUAUUUCGAAUAUAGUUGCAUUGUGUCGGGUUUUCAAUAAGAGCGCUACAAAUGUUUUUUUUUAAUAAAACAAAAACUGUG